Messenger RNA from Striga asiatica, 378 nucleotides. The record is from the annotation of a GenBank genome assembly. Lineage: Eukaryota; Viridiplantae; Streptophyta; Magnoliopsida; Lamiales; Orobanchaceae.
AUGCACGGUUCGCCGACACUCGGUGAUGGGAGGCGGGUUUUCAGGUCGACCGAUUUCUUUCUUGGAUUGGCUAUGCGCAGUCGAGUUCUCGACUUUAAAGAACACCCAGCUGUGAGGGCGCGCAACCGCUUGGUGGCAGUAGUUCAAGGCGGCUCGACAACGACAAGUGCGGAGAAGAUAUCAAGUCUCGCACUUUCAAUGGAGAAAGUGGCUGGGAUGAAUGAGGAAUUUCAAUUGAUGGCUACGAACAACAAGGGUAAAAUCGACAUUAAUGAGUUGAGAGUCGGGCUGCACAAGCUUGGUUAUCAAAUCCCUGAAGUUGAUCUUCAAGCGAGAUUACAUUAUUUAUGGGGAAACCCGUGCGUCAGGCAGAGUUAA